Funneliformis caledonium is the source of this 249-nucleotide messenger RNA. The record is from the annotation of a GenBank genome assembly. Lineage: Eukaryota; Fungi; Glomeromycota; Glomeromycetes; Glomerales; Glomeraceae.
AUGGAAAACUUAUAUGCCCUUAUGCUCUUUGGAAAUUGGAUCAUUCAGUACGACUUAGGUGCAACAGCACUAACUGCUUCAUUUGGUUCAAGUUCCGGUCAUUAUAGACAAGUCGUGGAUAUUCUUGAACAAGCAGGAUUUCACCGAAUACAAUAUAGUGUAUUCCGCGGUACAUCUCCAAAUUUAGCUCCUCAUAUAAUGGAUAUGACGAACUAUGUUCGUGGAGGUCUCCUACCUAAUAUUCCAUAA